AUGGCAAGAGGAAACUCAACAUGUUCAAAUUCAAAGUACCUCAUGUUUUUGUGCAUCUUCAUGUUCAUGCUCAACUUCCACUCAUCCCAUGGAGAACAACAAGAGCUCCAGCUUCUGUUAUCCUUCAAAGCUUCCAUCCACGACCCACUUCACUUCCUCUCCAACUGGGUCAGUUCCUCUGCCACUCCCUGCAACUGGCACGGCAUCACCUGUGGCGACAAUUCCUCCCACGUUACCGCCGUGGCACUCUCCGGAAAAAACAUCACCGGCGAGGUUUUCUCUUCCAUUUUUCAACUGCCACACGUCACGAGCAUCGACCUCUCCAACAAUCAACUUGUUGGGGAAUUCAAUCUUGACAUCAACAACAACACUCCUUCUCUGUCCCCACUCCGUUACCUCAACCUCAGCAACAACAACCUCACGGGGACUCUGCCUCAGUCCUUGUUCUCUGCUUCGUUCUUCAACCUCGAAACUCUGGAUCUCUGCAACAACAUGUUUUCAGGGAAAAUCCCAGACCAAAUAGGAAUCCUUUCCAGCUUAAGGUAUCUUGACCUUGGAGGAAACGUUUUGGUGGGGAAGAUUCCAAAUUCCAUCAUCAAUGUCACCACUUUACAGUACCUAACUUUGGCUUCAAACCAGUUAGUGGGUGAAAUUCCUGCAGAGAUAAGCCUAAUGAAGAGCUUGAAUUGGAUUUACUUGGGGUACAACAAUCUCUCAGGUGAGAUACCAGGUAGCAUUGGGGAACUAUUAGCUUUAAACCACCUUGAUCUUGUUUACAACAAUCUCACAGGAACAAUUCCUGAAUCUCUUGGGAACCUCACUUCUCUUCAGUAUCUCUUUCUCUAUGCAAACAAGUUGACAGGUCCUAUUCCUAAAUCCAUUUAUGAGCUCAAAAAGCUUAUCUCUCUUGACCUCAGUGAUAACUUUCUUUCCGGUGAGGUUUCUGAGCUUGUGGUCCAGUUCCAGAGACUAGAAACCCUUCAACUUUUCUCAAACAACUUCACAGGAAGGAUUCCAAAGGCUGUGGCAUCUUUACCUCACCUUCAGAUUCUUCAGCUUUGGUCAAACAACUUCACAGGUGAGAUUCCAAAAGAGCUUGGAAAGCAUAGCAACCUCACUGUUUUGGACCUGUCCUCCAAUAACCUCACAGGGAAUAUCCCAGAUGGGUUAUGCAGCCAUGGCAAUCUCAACAAGCUUAUCCUCUUCUCCAACUCUUUCCAUGGAGAAAUCCCACGUGGGAUAAGCUCUUGUAGAAGCUUGCAACGAGUGAGAAUCCAAAACAACAAGCUCUCAGGGGAAUUGCCAUCAGAAAUGACAAAACUGCCUCAGAUAUACUUCUUGGAUAUCUCUGGCAAUGAGCUUUCUGGAAGGGUUGAUGACAGGGAAUGGAACAUGCCUUCCCUUCAAAUGCUGAGUUUGGCAAACAACAAAUUCUCAGGAGAGUUACCAAACUCUUUUGGAACUCAGAACCUUCAGGACCUGGAUUUAUCAGGGAACACUCUCUCAGGCCAUUUAUCAAACAGUUUCAGUGCAUUAACAGAACUCAUGCAAUUGAAGCUUAGCAACAACAACCUCUCUGGUAACAUCCCAGAAGAACUCUCUGAAUGCAGCAAACUCAUUUCUCUGGACCUCAGCCACAACCAACUCUCCGGUCAAAUCCCAACAAAACUCGCCGCGAUGCCGGUUCUCAGCCUCCUCGACUUAUCGGAAAACGAACUCUCCGGUGAAAUUCCACAUAAUUUAGGAAGCAUUGAAUCUCUUGUUCAGGUAAACAUAUCACACAACCAUUUUCAGGGGAGUUUACCCUCCACCGGAGCUUUCCUUGCCAUCAACGCAAGCGCUGUCGCCGGAAACCACCUCUGUUACCGCAACAGCGAUGCUUCCAACGGUUUGCCGCCGUGCAAAGACAAUCAUCAGAACCAAACAUGGCCGUUCGUCGUGCUGUGUUUUCUGCUCGGGUUGAUUUCAUUCGCCGCAACAGCUUCUCUCAUCUACUUCGUGCGUUCCAGGAAGAAGAAUUCACAGCUCAGAAGAGUGGAGAACGAAGAUGGAACCUGGGAAAUGCAGUUUUUCGAUUCCAAUGCAUCGAAAUUGAUUGCAAUCGACGAUGUGUUGUCGUCGGUGAAAGAAGGGAAAGUGAUUUCGAAGGGAAGGAACUGGGUUUCAUACGAAGGGAAGUGCACGGAGAGUGACAUGCAAUUCACGGUGAUUGAAAUCGGCGACUCGAACUCACUUCCGGUGAGUUUCUGGGAGGAGGUGGUGAAGUUCGGGAAGCUCCGGCACCCGAACGUGGUUAACCUGAUCGGAAUGUGCAGGUCGGGGAAGAGAGGUUACUUGGUAUACGAGCACGAGGAGGGGAAGAGCUUGAGCCAGAUUGUGAACGGGUUGAGCUGGCAACGGCGGCGGAAAAUCGCGGUGGCGGUGGCGAAAGCGCUGAAGUUCUUGCAUUGUAACUGUUUUUUCGCCGGAGAGGUGUCGCCGGAGGUAGUUACGGUGGAUAACAAGGGCGUCGCUCGCCUGAAGGUGAGACCUCCCGGAAUAGCAAGCGUGGAUGUCAAGGGUUUCAUCUCUUCACCCUACGUUGCUCCAGAGGCAAUAACGACAAAAGAUGUGACUGAGAAGAGUGAGAUAUAUGGCUUCGGAGUCAUGCUGAUCGAAUUGUUGACAGGAAGAAGCCCUGUGGACAUAGAAGCAGGGAAUGGCGUGCACAACAGCAUCGUGGAGUGGGCUCGAUACUGCUACUCCGACUGUCAUCUUGACAUGUGGAUUGACCCAAUGAUGAAGGAUGGAGAUACAUCGACCUAUCAGAACGACGUUGUUGAGAUCAUGAACUUGGCUCUGCACUGCACCGCCACUGAUCCCACCGCAAGGCCAUGCGCGAGAGAAGUGCUCAAAACCCUAGAGACUAUUCACAACAGCAACACAACAAGAAGUUUUUGCUGAGUUUCUUUCCGUGCUCACAACCUUCUCAACUCUUUGAUUUUCCAUAUGCACUAUUCUCUGACUUUUGUUACAGUUUCUUUUUUCUUGGUUUUUUCCACUUGAGUUUUCACUUUUUUAUCCUUUGAUUUUGUUUAAAGUUUUUAUUUAGUUUAACUAGCAUAAGUAAUUAAGUUGUUGAUGAAGAGAUUGCUAGGGUAAUGUUUGCUUGAUGUUUUAUAUAUGGGUCAUGUUUGACAUACUGCUGAGUGUAAAAGUAAAUGUAAAUAAAUUGAAUGUCAUUAUAAUAAGAUGAUGAUCAUGUUUACACUUCCUUAAGCUGUUAA
Lotus japonicus is the source of this 3266-nucleotide messenger RNA. RefSeq names its product leucine-rich repeat receptor-like serine/threonine-protein kinase SKM1. The coding region runs from base 1 to 2943 and encodes 980 amino acids. The record is from RefSeq and is a predicted model, not a curated record. Gene Ontology annotation, biological process: protein phosphorylation. Gene Ontology annotation, molecular function: protein binding; protein kinase activity; ATP binding. Lineage: Eukaryota; Viridiplantae; Streptophyta; Magnoliopsida; Fabales; Fabaceae. The transcript has 2 exons.